Ambispora leptoticha is the source of this 198-nucleotide messenger RNA. Lineage: Eukaryota; Fungi; Glomeromycota; Glomeromycetes; Archaeosporales; Ambisporaceae. The record is from the annotation of a GenBank genome assembly.
AUGUCUUAUAAUCAACUAAAAGAGGCAUUCACUCAUUUCGGACAACUCAAAAAACUGGUUGUUGUUCACAAAAAGGAUGUGCUUUUGCAGAAUACACUACAAUGGAGGUUACAAUCGAGCCCUGGCCGCUCGUCAGUGAAUAAUGGAGGGCGUCAAGGAGGACGACUAAAGAUCGUCGAUAUUCCUUAUGGGUUAUAA